AUGUAUCAGUCAAUGCAGCAGGCCCGGCGGCUGCCUGUCGUACGUCCUUGUCGGCUUAUUGCUCGUCGCCGCUUUCCCGCGCCUGUGUCUGCACGACGGUUCCACCUGUCACGGCAAUGGCUGUCCUCGCCAUCUUCCGAUGGACCAACACCAACCCCGAGUGAUAUAGUGGACGGUCGCGAUUCUUCUUACCUUGAAAAUGCCACGAAUCAUGGCUCGUCGCCAAUUGCUAAAUCCGAGAAGACAACCGGCCGGCCUGUACCCAGGCCGUACGGAUCUGCUGUUCGCAGAGCUAUGAGGAACAGGCAAUCAGAGCAGCAGCAGCACGAGUCUUCCCAAACUGCAAGCAUUCCUGCAUGGUUCCAGGGAAAUGUGACGACCUACGGUCCCCAACCCGACGUCCUCGUACAAUCGCAAUGCCAAGUCGAGAUCACAAAGUCGGGAGCAAGCCCCGACAGUGAAAAAAGUGUGGUGGAUGAUCAGACUUUUGGUGGUGGUGGGGGAGGAGAGGAUCCUUCGGCCCCAGCCACGCCCUCGAAACCAGAGAAUCGCUAUAUUGUUGCAGAGGCUUUGUGGGAGGAACUGCGCGCUUCGGCCAAAGCAGGCUUGCAAUUGCCACCACCGCAAUAUGCCAAAGAACCGCCGGCAAAAAAGUCGCACCUCGUUCUACAGUAUCCAGGCCAUGAUGGCAUUCUCUUCUUGGAUGCCAUUGUGAAGCGAUUGGCUCAUGAUAUUCAUGCGGAUUUGAUCACGCUCAACGCGCAAGAUAUCGCUCAGCUGUUCAGUGAGAACGACCUUGCUGAAUCAGGCGCCACGUCAGCCAUCCGCUCGCUAGGCUACGAAGUCCACCGCCCUGCAGUCAUGGCUGCUUUUGCAGAAUCUGGUGAGGGCGAGGGAGAUGCUGAUGAAGAUAUUCCUGAGAUAGCCGGUACGCAUCCUGGAGCCCGCGCCGAGAUCAGCACUCCUCGCUUCAUCACCAUCGAGGCUAGUAGAGAGCCAGGAGAUGUGCCUAUUCCGAAUUGGCUUGGCUUGAAGUCGUUGGUGGCUUCGAUCAAUGGUCAGCCAGAUAACGAGCCCGGUACCUCGCGAGGGGCAGGACAGCGCAUGGAACAGCGCUGGACUGGUCUUUUGAACGAAAUUCUCCAUUCCGCUAGCGGGACUGGUCAUCCUGGCCCUAGGAAGGUCGACCCGGAGAACGAAUCACCAAAGGUGCCUGAGUCUGUUAUCGAGAAGCCUCUCUUGCGUGACACCAUAAUUCAUAUCCAGGAUUAUCGUGAAAUCCAAAGCUCCAGGGAGGGCUCUAGGGUCAUUCACCUGCUGCAGAAAGUCAUUCAAGAGCGCAGACGAGCCGGUUCAAAGAUUCUGCUCAUCGGAAGUACAUCCCAAGAGCUUCAGCAUACCAACUCACGGGAUGGCCCCAAGAUUUUACAAAAUGUCUUUGACGAUCAAUUUUCCAAAACCUUGGUCAUUACACCCUCUAUGGAUGUCAAGGCCGUGGACAAAAUCUUUGCUGAAGAUCAUCAAAAGCGGACGAUGGAUAUCAAUAUCCGUCAUCUUCAAACUAUGCUGCGGUAUCGAUUGAAUGACUCUUCCUCGAUUGUCAACGACGACAUCUUUGGAAGCCGUGAUUGGCCGCUCGACCCAUCGACAAUCAAGAAAUCUGGCUUUCGAGAACGAUUUUGGUCCUACAACCAAGUCCACUGGGUUUCGACUCUCGCCCUUGGGAGCGCAGAGCCAGAUGAGCCGUUCAGCUUCGAACACAUCAGACGUGGCAUUGAGCUCAUGGAUGGUGGCGACCGAGUUACCAGUGAUUGGUUGCAAGAAAAGGCGCCCAAAUCUUCGGAGUCUAGCGGUGGCCAGAGCAGAGAGCAACUUCUCAAGUCCUUGCGCCAGACAUGUACAGCCCACGAGAAAAAGCUCCUGAACGGAGUCGUUGAUGCCCAGAGCAUUCGAACAACUUUUGCCGACGUACAUGUCAUGCCCGAGACUGUGGAUGCUCUCAAGACCUUGACUUCACUGUCACUUAUUCGUCCAGAGGCCUUCACUUACGGUGUGCUAGCGACAGACAAGAUCCCAGGCCUCUUGCUCUACGGACCACCGGGUACUGGAAAGACUCUGCUUGCCAAAGCUGUUGCACGCGAAAGCGGAGCGACAGUGCUUGAAGUGAGUGGAUCGGAAGUCUACGACAUGUAUGUUGGCGAGGGUGAAAAGAACGUCAAGGCAAUUUUCACUUUGGCAAAGAAAUUAAGCCCGUGUGUGGUGUUCAUUGACGAAGCGGAUGCCAUUUUCUGCUCGCGCACUGGAGCCAGCAGUCGCACGUCGCACCGCGAACUCAUCAACCAAUUCUUGCGUGAGUGGGAUGGUAUGAAUGACAUGUCGGCCUUCAUCAUGGUUGCCACCAACCGGCCCUUCGAUCUGGACGAUGCGGUUCUGCGCCGUCUCCCCCGCAGGUUGCUUGUGGAUCUUCCAACUGAGCAAGAUCGCCAUGCCAUCCUGAAGAUCCACCUCAAGGAUGAACAACUUGACUCCUCUGUCGACUUGGCUGACUUGGCUCAUCGCACGCCUCUCUACUCCGGCUCAGAUUUGAAGAACCUUUCUGUCGCCGCUGCAUUGGCUUGCGUGCGUGAAGAGAACAGGACGGCGGCGGAACAUAACAACGUGAACGGCAACGAACCCUAUCAAUACCCCGAACGUCGAACACUCACCCGUGCCCAUUUCGAGCUUGGGAUGGAGGAGAUCAGUGCUUCAAUCAACGAAGAUAUGUCCUCGCUAUCGGCCAUUCGCAAGUUUGACGAGCAGUAUGGAGAUCGGAAAGCCCAACGAAAGAAGAGCAGCGGAUGGGGCUUUAUACCCGCAGGCAGUGAGGGGAGUCGGGAGGACGCGGCGCGUGUCCGUACAUGA
Messenger RNA from Penicillium argentinense, 2901 nucleotides. RefSeq names its product ATP-binding protein. Lineage: Eukaryota; Fungi; Ascomycota; Eurotiomycetes; Eurotiales; Aspergillaceae. Gene Ontology annotation, molecular function: ATP binding; ATP hydrolysis activity. The transcript has a single exon. The record is from RefSeq and is a predicted model, not a curated record. The coding region runs from base 1 to 2901 and encodes 966 amino acids. Gene Ontology annotation, cellular component: mitochondrial outer membrane.